GGAGAUCUAAUAGAGUCUAGAAGGCUAUAGAGUAUAGAAGGUUGAAACUUAAGUUCUCUCGUAAACUUACCGGAGGGGUUUUUGCCAGUUUUUUUUUUUUCUUCUCGCGUUACCUCUGAAAAAGAAAGAGCGAGGAUGGUUUUUGUGCAGUCCUUCAAACGAUGUCGCUUCAUUCAAAUUUAGCUUUGACAAACGACACCCUUAUUUAUCAUUUCUUUCAAAUUUGUCUCAAACGUUUAGAAUAGUAAAACAAUCAAGGAAAGAAUUGAAAUCACUUUCUUUUUUUUUUAAACGUCGAAAGUAAUUGAAAUCAAUAAUGUCUCUUUCCUUGAUUACUGCUGGUUCGAUUCUUAUCUGCCCCGAUCUUCGUCUCCGCCAACCUCCCUCGUAUUUGACAAUCUCUUCAUCCCUGUCGUCCUUUAUUGUCCCUUCCAGUAAUCACCGCAAGAUCACACUCCCGGUCAAAGUCACCGCGAGAGGCGACAUGGAGACGGCGGCGGAGACUAUUUCCGGUGGUGUUCCCAACAACACGAUGAAGCUACUGUUCGUAGAGAUGGGUGUGGGUUACGAUCAACACGGGCAGGACGUGACUUCUGCGGCGAUGAAGGCGUGUAAGAAUGCAAUUUCUUCCAAUUCGAUUCCUGCUUUUAGAAGAGGUUCGAUUCCUGGAGUUUCAUUUGGAGAAAUGAAGUUACAGAUCAAGCUUGGAGUGCCUCGUUCUCUUCACCACCAGCUGGAUCUUGACAAGAUCAAGUCUAUUUUCCCCUAUGGAGAGAUUGUUAACGUGGAGGUGGUGGAUGGAGGACUGAUCUGCUCAAGUGGCGUUCUAGUUGAAGAAAUGGGUGAUAAAAACGAGGACUGCUACAUUGUGAAUGUCGCCGUUUACGUUGGCUACUAGUGUCUCUUGUUUCUUUGGGUAUUUAAGUUAAAACAAAUGUCGUCGUGGAAGAAGAUAGGUGAAAGGGAUAGCUUUGCAGUCACUUUUUUGUUUUUAGAACAAAAUGUUUGUUUCUCACUAUCUGAAUUUCAGUUUAAACAUUGAACCAUAGAAACAAAUGUUUCAGUCUUAGCUCUACGCCUGGACAUUUGGGUUUUUGGAUCAAGUUUGGGUCGGUUCUAAUCGGAUCCAAGUUUUUUGGAUCGAA
Messenger RNA from Brassica oleracea var. oleracea, 1145 nucleotides. RefSeq lists its product as uncharacterized. The transcript has 4 exons. The record is from RefSeq and is a predicted model, not a curated record. NCBI's taxonomy places the organism in Eukaryota, Viridiplantae, Streptophyta, Magnoliopsida, Brassicales, Brassicaceae. Bases 317 to 898 code for a protein of 193 amino acids.